Messenger RNA from Miscanthus lutarioriparius, 504 nucleotides. The record is from the annotation of a GenBank genome assembly. NCBI's taxonomy places the organism in Eukaryota, Viridiplantae, Streptophyta, Magnoliopsida, Poales, Poaceae.
AUGGCGGGGUCUCGGCGUGGAACACGUGGCGAGGCUGCCGCGUGGCGGGAGCCCUUCUCUGCCUCUUCGGGAGGUGAUGGGCAGAGAUUGCAAGGCACACUCAUGAGGACUAGUUCACUCCCUGCUGUCAUUGAGGCUGUUGGCAAUGAUGAAUGGAAGAAACGUAAGGAAGCACAGAGUCUGAAGAGACUCGAGGUUAAGAAGAAAAGGAUUGUGAGGAGGAACUCUCUCACUUGCAACACUUCAAAAGAAGCGGCUGGGCAGAUUCCAGAAGAGAUGAAUGCACACGCUGACAAAUUAGUAAGUUCUGAUGAAGCUGUUGUGAUGAAUAACGAAAAUCACGAAAAUCAUAGCAGUGGCAAGCAUCUGGUGAAGGGGCUUCCCCCAAAGUACCAGGCUACAAUUGCAUCGCAAGAUAGUUUGUCAGCAGUGGGAAAGAAGCCAAACUCAGCCUUCAAAGUUCAUGGUUUCAAAGUUGUAGGUAUUAUCAUUGGCCACUCAUAA